GUCGGGCGCCCCGGCUCGUGCCGCUUUGCAGACGCCGUUGUCUCCCGUCGCUCCUCGCUGUCAGCCAUGGUCAACCCUACCGUGUUUUUCGACAUCGCCGUCGACGGCGAGCCUCUGGGCCGCGUCUCCUUCGAGCUGUUUGCAGACAAAGUCCCAAAGACUGCAGAAAACUUCCGUGCGCUGAGCACUGGAGAGAAAGGAUUUGGUUACAAAGGUUCCUGCUUUCACAGGAUUAUUCCAGGGUUUAUGUGCCAGGGUGGCGACUUCACACGCCAUAAUGGCACUGGUGGCAAGUCCAUCUAUGGAGAGAAAUUCGAUGACGAAAACUUCAUCCUGAAGCACACAGGGCCUGGCAUCUUGUCCAUGGCCAAUGCUGGGCCCAACACCAACGGUUCGCAGUUUUUCAUCUGCACUGCCAAGACUGAAUGGUUGGAUGGCAAACAUGUGGUCUUCGGCAGAGUGAAGGAGGGCAUGAGUAUUGUGGAGGCCAUGGAGAACUUUGGGUCUGAGAAUGGCAAGACCAGCAAGAAGGUGACCAUUGCCAACUGUGGACAGCUCUAAUCCACCACUUGUUUCUCCUCACCACCAGAUCAUUCCUCCUGCGGCUCAGGAGAGCACCCUUCAUCCCAUCUGCUGACACCCUACGCUGCGCUCCCUGCAGUUCUUGGGGUUCCCUGUGUUCUGUACUGCCCUUCCACGUUUAGCAGGAUUGCAGAGUUAAAGUUAUGAUUAUGAAAUAAAACCGUAAACGACAA
This is a messenger RNA of Ochotona princeps (American pika), 755 nucleotides long. It is a transcript of the gene PPIA, whose product is annotated as peptidylprolyl isomerase A. The record is from RefSeq and is a predicted model, not a curated record. The coding region runs from base 67 to 561 and encodes 164 amino acids. Gene Ontology annotation, molecular function: peptidyl-prolyl cis-trans isomerase activity. The transcript has 5 exons. NCBI's taxonomy places the organism in Eukaryota, Metazoa, Chordata, Mammalia, Lagomorpha, Ochotonidae. Gene Ontology annotation, biological process: protein folding; protein peptidyl-prolyl isomerization.